CUUAGGUGCAUUAAAAUUUAUAUUUCUGUCAUGCUGUGUGUGUUUUCGGAGAGGACUAUAAAGAUGAACAAUGAAUAUAUUUCCCCGUUGAGACACCAGAUUUUUAUUUUAAUGUAACCAGAGCAGGGAUUUGGGGCUUCUAUUUGGCACCUAAUAAGUCACCCUAGAGUAUUGGAUUGACCAUUUUAGAAAAAAAAGUGGUACUUCCAGUUGCCAACCUAUAUCAAAACCAAAUAUUGAACCCUUGAUUUUGGUUUAGGGACUCAAUUUUUGAAACACCUAUACAUCUUUUCGUGACAUACUAAUCUUUGAUGGGGCACCAAAGACUCCACAACCUUUUAGUCCUGAAUUUCUGCUUCCACCAAUUAUUAGAUACAUAUCAUAUGAUGCUCAGCAUGCUACAAAUGUUAUCAAAAGGAUCUCUGUACUUGUGGCUUUAAUUCACAUUUGAUGUUGAAAUAAUUCAAAAUCCUUCUACAAAGUCUUUCUACUAAUCCUCUUACGAGAUAAAAGCAUUGGAUAUUUUUAAGUUUCCGAGAUAUUGAUGACUGUAUUUGCUUUUUCUCUUAAUACGUUUUUUCAUAAAGUAUUAGAAUGAUUUGUGAGAUGAUAUAGCAUUGCUCCCUGAUGUGGUGGUUCAGGAAGCUGCAAGACAAGGUUGCACUGAUCACUGGGGCAGCUAGUGGAAUAGGAAAGGCCACAGCCACCAAAUUUAUCAACAAUGGAGCUAAGGUUAUUAUUGCUGAUAUUAAUCAACAGCUUGGUGAGGAGACGGCAAAAGAACUAGGAUCUAAUGCCACUUUCGUAACAUGUGAUGUCACUCAAGAGUCAGACAUAUCCAAUGCUGUUGAGUUUGCCAUUUCUAAAUACAAACAACUUGAUAUCAUGUACAACAAUGCAGGGGUAGCCUGCAAAAGUCCUCUAAGCAUUGUUGACCUGGACAUGGCCUUGUUUGACAAAAUCAUGGACAUAAAUGUUCGUGGUGCAGUGGCAGGUAUCAAGCAUGCAGCACGUGUGAUGAUCCCACGUGGAAGUGGGUCUAUUCUCUGCACAGCAAGUGUCACAGGUGUGAUGGGAGGUUUGGCUCAGCACACUUACUCGAUAUCAAAGUCUGCAGUCAUAGGCAUUGUUAAAUCGCUGGCUUCUGAGCUAUGCAGGCAUGGAAUCCGAGUCAAUUGCAUAUCACCUUUUGCCAUUCCAACACCUUUUGCUCUGGGAGAAAUGAGUCAGAUAUAUCCUCAUGUUGAUAGUCAGAGACAUGUGGAUAUUAUUCACAAUGCUAGUGUCCUAAAGGGUGUCUAUUGUGAACCCGAUGAUGUUGCUAAUGCUGCACUUUUUCUUGCGUCCAAUGAUGCCAAGUAUAUUAGUGGACACAAUUUGGUUGUGGAUGGAGGUUUCACAUCUUUUAAGAAUUUGGAAUUUCCUGCACCAGAUCAAGUGCAGUAGAACUUUAUUCAAAUUAUAUUUAGAUAAAGGUAACAAUGAUGGAAAACCAUCUUGGAAUUUCAAAUUUUAAAUAAAUAAUUCAGUGAGAGUGAGUCAA
Messenger RNA from Vigna umbellata (rice bean), 1543 nucleotides. Lineage: Eukaryota; Viridiplantae; Streptophyta; Magnoliopsida; Fabales; Fabaceae. The record is from RefSeq and is a predicted model, not a curated record.